Messenger RNA from Entelurus aequoreus (snake pipefish), 4988 nucleotides. RefSeq names its product calcium channel, voltage-dependent, beta 3a (gene cacnb3a). Gene Ontology annotation, molecular function: high voltage-gated calcium channel activity; protein binding. The transcript is spliced from 15 exons. Bases 277 to 1923 code for a protein of 548 amino acids. NCBI's taxonomy places the organism in Eukaryota, Metazoa, Chordata, Actinopteri, Syngnathiformes, Syngnathidae. Gene Ontology annotation, biological process: calcium ion transmembrane transport; regulation of voltage-gated calcium channel activity; neuromuscular junction development. The record is from RefSeq and is a predicted model, not a curated record. Gene Ontology annotation, cellular component: voltage-gated calcium channel complex.
UAGUACAGGCUGAUCGCAGUGGGAAGCUGGAGCUUCAGUAUCCAAGGCGCGUCAUUAUUCCUCCCUCUCUCCUCCUCACUCGCUUCUGUUACACCUUCUUGUACACGGCUGUGGUAUCGAUCGCCUGGCCAUUGUGUUGUCGCUCAGAGGCACCGUUUGCUCGCCGACUUGGCCGCAUUUCGAUGUGUUUGCUGUCGCCUGCUGCUUCCGCCACUGACCCAUGUCCGCGUGCAUCCCGCGUCCUGCCCGCGCCCCCGCUCCGUGGCCGCCGUCACAAUGUCCACUCCGCCCGUAGACUCGCUAUCCGCCCUGGAGAGCGGCCCCCAGUCCCACUAUUUCCAGCUGCCCAGGAAGUUGCCUAAACGUAAGAGCCGCUUCAAACGCUCCGAUGGCAGCACCUCCUCGGACACAACGUCAAGUUUUAUCAAACGUCAGGGGUCAGCUGAUUCCUACACCAGUAGACCGUCGGAUUCCGACCUGUCAGCAGAGGAGGACCGCGAGGCGUAUCGGCGUGAAGCCGAGCGCCAGGCACAACUUCAGCUUGACAGAGCGAAGUCAAAGCCUGUAGCGUUUGCAAUAAAGACGAAUUUGAGUUACUGUGGAGCUCUGGAUGAGGACUGCCCUGUCCAAGGAGCUGCGGUCAACUUUGAUGCCAAAGACUUCCUUCACAUCAAAGAAAAGUACAAUAAUGACUGGUGGAUUGGACGGCUGGUCAAAGAGGGAGCCGACAUUGCCUUCAUUCCUAGCCCGCUGAGACUGGAGGCAAUGAGACUCAAACAGGAGCAGAAACAGAGGAAAACUGGGGGUAACUCCUCCAGUUUGGGAGACAUGGUGACCGGGAGCUGGAGGACCACGCCGCCAUCUGCAGGUGAAGCUAAACUGAAGCAAAAACAGGAACAUGUCCCUCCAUAUGACGUGGUGCCCUCCAUGAGACCGGUGGUCCUUGUGGGACCAUCACUGAAGGGCUAUGAGGUGACAGAUAUGAUGCAAAAAGCUCUUUUUGACUUCCUGAAACACCGAUUUGAGGGAAGAAUCUCAAUCACCCGCGUCACCGCCGACCUGUCCCUAGCCAAGAGAUCCGUCCUCAAUAAAAGGCCAAUAAUGGAAAGGUCUAACACGCGAUCCAGUUUAGCGGAGGUUCAAAGUGAGAUCGAGAGAAUAUUUGAGCUCGCUAAAACCCUGCAGCUAGUGAUUUUGGAUGCGGACACCAUCAACCAUCCCGCUCAGCUAGCCAAAACCUCUCUGGCACCCAUCAUUGUCUAUGUUAAAGUCUCCUCACCUAAGGUGCUUCAGAGGCUGAUCAAGUCCAGAGGGAAGUCUCAGAGCAAACACCUGAAUGUUCAGAUGAUGGCUGCGGACAAACUCUCUCAGUGUCCCCCUGAUUUGUUUGAUGUCAUUUUGGAUGAAAACCAGCUGGAGGAUGCCUGUGAGCACUUGGCUGAAUACAUGGAAGUGUACUGGCGGGCCACUCAUCUCCCAGGGAUCACCCCUCUUAAUCCUCUUUUAGAGCAGACUCUGAUGACCCCGCCCUCCGCCAUCUCCAGCCUCCAGAACAAGAACCAGCCACAGCCUAGCGAGGCGGCGGGCUUGACGGCCGAGGAGGAGGAGGCAGGUGAGGAGGCCGUCUCCCCUGUAGAGCAGGACAGCCUCAUGCCGUCAGACGAGGCCAGCGACUCACUGUCCCAUGGCCAGAGGGGGAGCCCGUGUCACAGGGGCGGCGAGGACGAGGAGGAGGAGGAAGAGUACGCCUCUCCGUGCCACGGCCGCACGUACAGGAGCGUGUACCCCGCCCACCAGGGCCACGCGGGCGCCCACAACGCCAACGAGUCGCAGGACAGGCUGCUGCAGAGUGAAGCCCAGCAAGGUCACAACCUGAGGAACAACCGCCAACGCAGCCGUCCUUGGCCUAGAGACACCUACUGAGGACCCCUACUGAGGACCCCUACUGAGGACCCUCCCACCAUCAUCUCAAUCUGCAAGCCCGGGUCUAUUUUUAGGGCAUCACUUAGUGAGACUGUCAACAGGGCUACGGGACGUCUUUCAGGCAACCUUGCCUCCCUGUUUCGAACGUUUCCAUAUAUUCUGGCCUUAAAGGGGAUUAUUAGGAUGUUCCCUCAAUUUUAAACACACCCUUGUGGUCUCCAUCACAUGUCAUGGUGGGCAAAAUGUUGCCCAGAUUAUGUUUUACAGACCAUCUUCCGGCCGCUUUCUGACCGUCUCUUCAGGAUGCGCCGUUUAGUGGGCGGUGGGCUAAUUUACGUGCCUCCACUUCGUCAGCCAUGUUGUAGUUUCCAGCGCUUCCAUGUGGAGUCUACUGACACAUAUAACUUCAAAUGAUUCGCUACUUUGUAUUAGAAAUGGCAACAGCGGAGGAUUCAUGUGCAUGUACGAGCCAGUCUGCCCCACGACAAGAGGAUAGAGAAACAUAGGGAACUUAAUGACUCCAAAGGCACUUUGGGUAAAGCGCUACCGUAUUUGGAGAUGUCCGCUGAAUGAGAAAACUGGUGCAAAUUGGGCCAAUUUUAAACCGCUGGUUUGGCAAGAUUGUUUAAGCGUCUCCUCCAUGCCUCCAUGGUUUGAAUUCUAAUUUUCGGGACUUAUGCUGAUCCCCAAAACAGGUAUCAAUCAUACUUGCCAACACUCCCGAUUUUCCCGGGAGACUCCCGAAUUUCAGUGCCCCUCCCGAAAAUCUCCCGGGGCAACCAUUCUCACAAAUUUCUCCCGAUUUCCACCCGGACAACAAUAUUGGGGGCGGGCCUUAAAGGCACUGCCUUUAGCGUCCUCUACAACCUGUCGUCACGUCCACUUUUCCUCCAUACUAACAGCGUGCCGGUCCGGUCACAUAAUAUAAUUGGGGGCGGUAUGGCCUAGUGGGUAGAGCGGCCGUGCCAGAAACCUGAGGGUUGCAGGUUCGCUCCCCGCCUCUUGACAUCCAAAUCGCUGCCGUUGUGUCCUUUGGCAGGACACUUCACCCUUGCCCCCGGUGCCGCUCACACUGGUGAAUGAAUGAUGAAUGAAUGAUAGGUGGUGGUCGGAGGGGCCGUAGGCGCAAACUGGCAGCCUCGCUUCCGUCAGGGCAGGGCAGCUGUGGCUACAAAUGCAGCUUACCACCACCAGGUGUGAAUGAAUGAUGGGUUCCCACUUCUCUGUGAGCGCUUUAAGUAUCUAAUAAUAGAAAAGCGCAAUAUAAAAUCUAAUCCAUUAUUAUAUAUGUGGCUUUUACACACACACAAGUGAAUGCAACGCAUACUUGGUCAACAGCCAUACAGGUCACACUGAGGGUUGACGUAUAAACAACUUUAACACUGUUACAAAUAUGUGCCACACUGUGAACCCACACCAAACAAGAAUGACAAACACGUUUCGGGAGAACAUCCGCACCGUAACACAACAGAACAAAUUACCCAGAACCCCUUGCAGCACUAACUCUUUCGGGACACUACAAUAUACACCCCCGCUACCACCAAACCCCAUCUCCCGAAUUCGGAGGUCUCAAGGUUGGCAAGUAUGGUAUCAAUAGGUAAGACAAGUUGGUUUUGCAUACUAGGUCCCCUUUAGGACUAACACAUCUUUUGCUAACUUUACUGUUGCAUGUGUUACUACAGUAUCGUUAUUCUAAGACGAUUUGCACAUUGACGCCAGAACAGGAAGUGACUGGGUAACUUAAUGUAGGAAUGUUUACCGUUGAUACAUUUGCUUAUAAUGUAAAUAUUAAAUAGUUAAGAGUUAAGUUGUUCUCGGUUUGUUUGGUUGUUUUUGUGGUUUGUAGGUGUUUUCUCCACGGGGAAGCUGCGGUCCAUCGUCCUUCUGCUGUUGCACAAUCACGCGCUAACACCUCUAAAGAAGCUCACGAGGGACACACGGAGAAUGUAAACACAAAAGGGGAAUGUAGAGUCUCCUUUAUUCCUCCCUCAUGAAGCACACGCUGCAGAGAAUGUGAGCUUGCAUGCCUUCCGUAGCACAUUCUUUGAUUGUAGCACCCCCCUCUAAAAGUAGGCAAGAGUCCACCUUGCAUCCUCACUUUGUCUACUCCGAUGUUUUCUUCUCUCACGGCCGACCCUCAGGUGUCCCGCGUGUGACAAACAUGUGGCGAAGUCGCAGCUGUAGCAAGCGCGCGUCACAUGACCUCAUUGCCUCUCACUACAGGGUCGACACCAGCUGACGUUAAGAAGACUGGGUUACUGCUUCCACGCCGCACAUGUACAGUGUACACUUUUGAAGAUCAAACAAAACAUCAGCAUGACAGUGAGGAAAAGAAGAAGAUACUAUGCAAGUGCUGCAUGCGUUCUGGUUCCUUUUACCGUUGAGUAUUUAUUAUUGCAUCGUUUCUGGUUGUGCCCGUUGUCUUGCAGUGAUAGUCGUCCUUGGGGCGUGUACCUUUUUUUUUGUUUUUUUUACGACUAACUGCACUCUUACUCACUACCAGCAGUUCAAAGUUGAGCUGGACACUUUGACGCACUUUGAAACUCACUAAAAAUGCUCCCCUGAUCGAUGAAUGAAUGAAUGAUGUCCUUCUGCAUGUCUCAGUUCUACUAUUGGCUAAGUUCUAUCCUAUUUUGCCAGAGUAUGUUUUUUCCAAGUGGACCAAUUAUUAAACUGAUGAAGGAGUUGAAGUUGAGUUCCAAUUUAUGAAGCACAAUUUUUACAAGGUUAUCAUUUAUUUUCCUAUGUCUUAUGUAUGCAAUACUAAGCUUGACAUUGAAAAAUGAAACACGCCUUGCACCAUCUGGACUUCCUCAGUGUGGGUAGAAAAAAAAAAAUGGCACUAAUAUUUUUUGGGGAGAUGGUUGCUUUGUAAUGCAAUAACUGCACUAAAUGGAAGCCACCUGACAGUGUGCUAGCGUGACAACACGCUCUUUACUACAAGGUGUACCAAGUGAGAUAUUUCCUGCCUGAUGCUGUAAAGAAUGCUUCAGAUUUACACGGCUAUGAAAAUUAUGACUCAAACAAAAUAAACAUGACAUUUUGUGUACUUUUAAUGGCUUGGG